UGAUUCGUCGUCAACGACAAAUACGGUCGCAUCGUCACGGUUUACUAAAUCAAACACUUGAUAAUUUUUAUAAUAUUUUACGUCGUACUAAGGCGGAUCAAACUGUUAAAUCUGCAACAA
Messenger RNA from Racocetra fulgida, 120 nucleotides. The record is from the annotation of a GenBank genome assembly. NCBI's taxonomy places the organism in Eukaryota, Fungi, Glomeromycota, Glomeromycetes, Diversisporales, Gigasporaceae.